Molecule: messenger RNA, 1321 nt
Organism: Quercus robur (English oak)
Lineage: Eukaryota; Viridiplantae; Streptophyta; Magnoliopsida; Fagales; Fagaceae
Product: NADH-cytochrome b5 reductase-like protein
Exons: 13
Coding region: 143-1141 (332 amino acids)
Molecular function (GO): cytochrome-b5 reductase activity, acting on NAD(P)H
Source: RefSeq, a predicted model, not a curated record
AAGGACACAAACCAAAGCUUUUUUUUCCAUUUCAUUUCACAUUUCACUCCCAGAAGAAAGGCAUAUAUAUAUAGCACAGUAGUAGUCUCUGGGUUCUCAAACAAAGUCGAACCGUGAGUUGUUCCUUCAUUUCCAUUGUGAAAUGGCUACGUUCUUCUUCAAGAGGCUCGCUAGAGCUACUCCGAUUGCACUCAACAAUGCAUUGUCUUUUGGAGGAGCCAACAAAACUAAGUCCGGCUUCAGUGGGUUUCGGAUACCCAUUGGGGCAAUCGCAGCAGUUUCUGGUGGAAUCUCCUACUACUACUGCUUUUCCUCGUCGAAUUUGGCUCAUCUAGAUCAAAUCAAUGAAGAGGCAGGUCCAAAAGUUGCGCUCAAUUCAGAUAAAUGGAUUGAAUUUAAGUUGCAAGACACUGCAAGGGUCAGCCAUAAUACUCAACUAUUCAGGUUUUCAUUUGAUCCUACUGCCAAGUUGGGUCUAGAUAUUGCUUCAUGCAUCCUUACAAGGGCUCCAACAGGACAAGAUGCUGAAGGAAAACCAAAAUAUGUCAUACGCCCGUAUACUCCUAUAUCAGAUCCAGAUGCUAAGGGAUACUUUGAUUUAUUAAUCAAGGUGUAUCCAGAAGGAAAAAUGAGUCAGCAUUUUGCGAGCUUAAAACCUGGUGAUGUAGUUGAAGUCAAAGGGCCCAUUGAGAAGCUUAGAUAUAGUCCCAAUAUGAAGAAACACAUUGGCAUGAUUGCUGGAGGCACAGGCAUUACUCCAAUGCUUCAGGUUAUUGAGGCUAUACUGAAAAAUUCUGAUGACAACACUCAGGUAUCACUGCUUUAUGCUAAUGUCUCCCCGGAUGACAUUUUGCUGAAACAGAAGCUUGAUGUACUUGCAACUAGUCACCCAAAUUUAAAGGUAUUCUACACUGUUGAUAAUCCCUCAAAGAGUUGGAGAGGAGGUACAGGUUACAUAUCAAAGGAUAUGGCCAUCAAAGGCUUACCUGGUCCUAGUGGCGAUACUCUAAUCCUUGUAUGUGGUCCCCCUGGAAUGAUGAAACAUAUAUCUGGUGACAAGGCUAAAGACUACUCACAAGGAGAGCUGACUGGCUUACUGAAAGAACUUGGGUAUACUGAGCAAAUGGUUUACAAAUUUUGAAUCAGGCAAUUUAGCAUCUGAAGCAUUUGUGCAUUCACUUCAAAUUUUGAGUUGUACAAGUUUUUUUCCUGAAGAAACGUUGGCAGCUUGAACUUGAGCAAAACAUCGAAUAAAUUUGCCAGUGAUAUUCAAUAGAAAUAAUGCAUUGUGAGAGUUCACACUAACUUGCAUUUUACUUUU